AAUCAGCUUUCAGAUUAACUCAUUUAAAAAGAGGAACCUUUGAAUCAUAACGGCUGAGCUUUUGCAAGGACUCGGGAACCUUGACGUGGAGGCAGCACGGUCGGCGGGUUAAUAGGUGUCAUGGACAAAGCUAAAGAAAACCUCAUUUCAGGGUCUAUAAAGGCCACCGGUCCUCUUGGGAACGGUCCGAAACGUGUCCUGGUGAUGAAGCAGCCUCCCUCUCAGAACCCAUCGUCCGAAAGCGGCGGCAGUGGCCAGGCUCAGCGGGUCUUGUGUCCUUCAAAUUCCUCCCAGCGGGUUCCCACGCAAGCACAGAAGCUCAUCUGUAGCCAGAAGGUGGUACAGAAGCAACUGCAGGCCACCGGCGGGGCCCAUCCUGUCCCCCGGCCAGAGAACAGCACCCAGAAGAGCGAGCAGUCCCAGCCGGCAGCAUCCGGAGGGAACCCUGGGAAGGAAGUGGAAUCAAAACCAAAAAAUGAAGACUCGAAAAGGAGACAGUGGACUUUGGAAGAUUUUGAUAUUGGCCGCCCGCUAGGUAAAGGAAAGUUUGGCAAUGUUUAUUUGGCCAGAGAAAAACAAAGCAAGUUUAUCCUGGCUCUGAAGGUGUUAUUUAAAGCCCAGCUGGAGAAAGCAGGCGUGGAGCACCAGCUCAGGAGAGAAGUGGAGAUACAGUCCCACCUCCGGCAUCCCAACAUCCUCAGGCUGUACGGUUACUUCCACGACGCCACGAGAGUUUACCUAAUUCUGGAGUAUGCCCCGCUUGGAACAGUCUAUAGAGAACUUCAGAAACUCUCCAAGUUUGAUGAGCAGAGAACUGCUACUUAUAUCACGGAAUUGGCAAAUGCCCUGUCUUACUGUCAUUCCAAGAGAGUUAUUCAUAGGGAUAUUAAACCAGAGAACCUGCUGCUGGGGUCAGCUGGAGAGCUGAAGAUCGCAGAUUUCGGGUGGUCAGUGCAUGCUCCGUCCUCCAGGAGGACCACUCUGUGCGGCACCCUGGACUACCUGCCCCCCGAGAUGAUCGAAGGCCGGAUGCAUGAUGAGAAGGUGGAUCUCUGGAGCCUGGGUGUCCUCUGCUACGAGUUUCUGGUCGGGAAGCCACCUUUUGAGGCGCACACGCACCAGGAGACCUACAAAAGGAUCUCACGGGUCGAAUUCACGUUCCCUGACUUUGUGACAGAGGGAGCCCGGGACUUCAUUUCAAGGCUGUUAAAGCAUAAUCCAAGCCAGAGGCCGACUCUUAGUGAAGUCCUCGAACACCCCUGGGUCACAACAAAUUCAACCAAGCCAUCAAGUUGCCAGAAAAGCAAAGAACCAGCUAGCAAAUCAUCUUAGUCACGCAGGAGAAAUCUCGGGGUCACAACAAAUUCAACCAAGCCAUCAAGUUGCCAGAAAAGCAAAGAACCAGCUAGCAAAUCAUCUUAGUCACGCAGGAGAAAUCUCGGGGCCGGGGCUGCUGUGGAAUCUUCGGGAAUGUGCUCCCAGACAUAUGUGACUAUUGAUGGCCUGCUUGGUUCCCGGAGCUUGGGAAAUGUCACUCCUCCACCCCUGAGCCUGAAGUGCGCAGUGCCUCGGCCUCCCCAUGCAGAGCUCCCCUGUGGUGAACGUGACACUGUGAACUGCCUCCAGAAUCAUGCUGCUGUGACCAGCCGUGUCCUCCAGAGGCCAGGCUCACUUGCAGCCAUAUGCACAGCCCAUGUGGGCAGAGUGUCCUUGGGUGAGAACUCACAGUCUGGUUGUCCAGGAAGUGACCGCUUCCCCGGGACUCGGCUGGCUCAUGUGCUACACAGGAACCUUCGAGUGCUGAGUGUGUGUGUAACUUAUUGGGUGGUCCAACCUGGAAAGGUGUUGGAAUGGAUAUGUGAUUCUUCUAAAUCUUAGAGAUUUCCGUAUGGCAUUUUGCUUUCUGUGCAUCCCCUGGGGGAUGCUUUUGUUGUCGAUCGGCUCUAGUAAGCCUGACUGGGCCUCUGGUCCUCAACCACUAUAAAAAAAGAACACAUGCUCUACCUCUGUCCUAGGAAUUGCUUGGGAUACACGAGUGACCUGGUAUCUCAGAACUCUUUCUAAAUGUCAAGGGCUGUUUUUAUUGCAUUGGAGUUAUGGCAUGUGUGCAAACUUGGUAAAUGUCUGAAUAAAUACACUCAUCUACCUGGA
This is a messenger RNA of Cavia porcellus (domestic guinea pig), 2151 nucleotides long. RefSeq names its product aurora kinase A (gene Aurka). Gene Ontology annotation, cellular component: spindle midzone; spindle microtubule; chromosome passenger complex. NCBI's taxonomy places the organism in Eukaryota, Metazoa, Chordata, Mammalia, Rodentia, Caviidae. The coding region runs from base 121 to 1332 and encodes 403 amino acids. The record is from RefSeq and is a predicted model, not a curated record. Gene Ontology annotation, biological process: meiotic cell cycle; regulation of cytokinesis; mitotic centrosome separation. The transcript has 9 exons. Gene Ontology annotation, molecular function: protein kinase activity; ATP binding.